Messenger RNA from Lotus japonicus, 1614 nucleotides. RefSeq lists its product as uncharacterized. Gene Ontology annotation, molecular function: protein dimerization activity. Bases 8 to 1324 code for a protein of 438 amino acids. The record is from RefSeq and is a predicted model, not a curated record. The transcript has 3 exons. NCBI's taxonomy places the organism in Eukaryota, Viridiplantae, Streptophyta, Magnoliopsida, Fabales, Fabaceae.
AAAAUUGAUGCAAACAAUAGAUCAUUUGUAUUGGACCCCGUGUGCGGCACAUUGCAUUGACUUGAUAUUAGAAGAUUUUGAGAAGAUUUUGAAUGUGCAUAAAGUCACUAUAAAGAAGGGAAGAAAUAUCACCACCUACAUAUAUUCCAGGACUAUGCUUAUUACUUUGUUGAGGAAAGAGACUUCUGGGAGGGACUUGAUUAGGCCUGGUGCGACUCGCUUUGCCACAGCAUAUUUGUCUCUAUCUUGUCUUAGUGAACUCGAAACACCACUGAGGGCCAUGUUUGAUUCAGAAGAUUGGAGGUCAACUAAGUUUGCUGCUUCAACAGAGGGGAAAAAGGUGCAAAGAAUAGUAAAGGAUUCUCAAUUUUGGAAGAACAUAGUGAUAUGUCUCAAGGCUGCUGGUCCUAUGAUAGAAGUCCUUCGCUUGGUGGAUUCAGAUGAAAAACCCGCCAUGGGUUUCAUAUAUGAUGCAAUUGAUACCGCUAAAGAGAAGAUAAGAACAAACUUCAAGGAUGUCAAGAAAAGAUAUGAGUCUGUAUGGAAAAUCAUUGAUGAGAGGUGGGAUAAACAACUUCAUAGGCCCUUACAUGCAGCUGGAUAUUAUCUUAAUCCCUACUUCCAUUGGGAUUCUAAUUUCAAAAAGGAAGAUGUUGAGGUCAAAGAAGGGCUAUACAGUUGCAUGAUAAAGAUGGUACCCAAUGCCGUGGAGAGGAAAAAGAUUCAUGCCCAACUUAUUGUGUUUCAUAAUAGAAAAGGCAUGUUUGGACUAGAAGAUGCACAAAGUGUUAGGAAGACUGUGACUCCAGCAAAAUGGUGGGAGGCUUAUGGAGAUCAUUGUCCCGAACUAAGGAAUUUUGCCAUUCGGGUUCUAAGCUUGACUUGUAGUUCUUCCGGGUGUGAGCGUAAUUGGAGCGCAUUUGAAAUGGUGCAUACAAAGAAAAGGAAUAAAUUGCACCAAAAGAAGAUGAAUGAUUUGGUUUAUGUCAUGUACAACUUGAAGUUGAAGAAUAAACCAAAAAAGAGAAAUGUUUUUGCCUCUUGUUCAUUUGAGGAAGUUGCUUCAGAUGAUGAGUGGAUAACUGAGGAAGGAGAAGAUGUUAAUGUCAAUGAACUGAAUGAAGAAGUUGGACUUGAACAUCUUAAUGAUAAUGAUGUUAAUGUUGAUUUGGAUGAAGUUGAAGGAAGUAUUAGUACUCAUACUAAUGCAAGUGGAAUUAGACAAGACUUUUCAUCUGAUUCUGAUGAAGGUGAUGCCGAUGGCAAUGAUGAUGGAGGAGAAUCUGAAGAUGAUGAUGGUGAUGAUCAUGGAAUGGAAGAAUGACUUUUCAUCUGACUUUUAUGUACUUUGUUUUAAUGCUUUUGUUGUGGUACUUUGAGUAUGUACUUUAUUUUGGUACUUAACUACUUAGCUUAUGGUGUGGUACUUUGUUAAACUUUGCUUAAUUGCUUUAUUAUGAAGUUGGAUUUUGAGUUUAUUUGAUUAAAUGCAUCUUGGAUGCUCUUAAUCCUCUUAUAAUUAGAUUAUACGUUUGUAUUUAUUUUUCAUAUGACAGGGUUAUACUUAGUAAAUUUUCAUUUCUGGUAGACUCGAGUCUCGUCGAGUCUACGAGU